UGGUUUCCUUUAAUUUCUUUUGUGUAUAAAAGUCUACAUUUCAUCCUUUGUUUUAAAAUUUAAAUUUAAAAUUUGUUUCAUCACAGUUAAUUGAAAUUGUCAUCAUGGGUGUCGAAGUUCAAACGAUUCAAGCUGGUGAUUGUACCAAUUAUCCUCAAUCUGGACAAACUGUCGUUGUUCAUUAUACUGGUACAUUGGAAAAUGGCAAGAAAUUUGAUUCCUCACGAGACCGAGGCAAACCAUUCAAGUUCCGAAUUGGUAAAGGCGAGGUAAUCAAAGGAUGGGACCAAGGUGUUGCCCGAAUGAGUGUUGGUGAACGUGCUAAGUUAAUCUGUUCACCCGAUUUUGCUUACGGAUCAAAAGGUCACCCUGGAAUUAUUCCUCCAAAUUCGACGCUUAUUUUUGACGUUGAGCUUCUCGGCUUAGAAUGAGCUUUUGUAAUUCAUUCAUCUUUAAGGUUUUUUUCCCUCAACUUGCAACUAUUGAUUAGAUUUUCGCAUUAGAUAUCCUAUUAGAAAAACUACUUGCUUACCGUGCUUAUCUUUCAGAUUAAAUUGUAUCUCAACAUAUCUAAAUCGGUUCCUCGCUUACUAACGAAAUUAUUGUAACCAUGAUCAGAGAUGAAUUAAUUCUUGUCCCUUCAAUUUAUUCCCGUUUUCUUUAUCAUUUUCUCAUCCAUUUACACGUCGAAAUUUUUUCAUUUAUUUUGAGUGUGUAAAAGGUUUUGGUUAAACCACAAUAAAAUUGCUUUACUUUACUCGACUACAACAAAA
This is a messenger RNA of Tetranychus urticae (two-spotted spider mite), 773 nucleotides long. RefSeq names its product peptidyl-prolyl cis-trans isomerase Fkbp12 (gene Fkbp12). The record is from RefSeq and is a predicted model, not a curated record. NCBI's taxonomy places the organism in Eukaryota, Metazoa, Arthropoda, Arachnida, Trombidiformes, Tetranychidae. Gene Ontology annotation, biological process: protein peptidyl-prolyl isomerization. Gene Ontology annotation, molecular function: peptidyl-prolyl cis-trans isomerase activity. Gene Ontology annotation, cellular component: sarcoplasmic reticulum membrane; cytoplasm.